Ostreococcus lucimarinus CCE9901 is the source of this 339-nucleotide messenger RNA. RefSeq lists its product with no specific name. The record is from RefSeq and is a predicted model, not a curated record. The coding region runs from base 1 to 339 and encodes 112 amino acids. The transcript has a single exon. Lineage: Eukaryota; Viridiplantae; Chlorophyta; Mamiellophyceae; Mamiellales; Bathycoccaceae.
AUGGGCGAAGCGCUGAACACGCGGGAAAACGUCGCGGAGGGCACGCCGGGACGACCGAAUCUCGCGUUCGUCGGCCCGGCGAGCGGUGCGCUGUGCGGGGCGUUCGCGCUGAUCCAGAGCGAUAACGAACUGGCGUCGCCCGCGGGACUGGCGCUGGGGGCGGUCGCGACGCUCGCGUUGGGCUAUCAGUACGCGAAGAGAUUCGACGAGACGCCGAGAAAUCCGCUCGAGUGGCCGGGACCGCGAUUGAUGCCGACGCUCGGGGUGCUGUUUUCGCUCUUCGCGUUUUUGGCCAACGUCGAGGCGCUGCCGAGAGUGCUCUCGCCGCUCGCGAUUUGA